This is a messenger RNA of Neodiprion virginianus, 1095 nucleotides long. RefSeq names its product la-related protein 1-like. Bases 470 to 1030 code for a protein of 186 amino acids. The record is from RefSeq and is a predicted model, not a curated record. The transcript is spliced from 4 exons. Lineage: Eukaryota; Metazoa; Arthropoda; Insecta; Hymenoptera; Diprionidae.
GUUCACCUUCACUCUGGAUCAUAUUUGUUUCUCCCAUCAGUCGCUAUUCACCCGUUGACCCAAUCGGUUCAACCAAUAAUAAUUUUUGUUAGACAUGGGGAACAUAGUCAUAAAGAGCCUAGCUCCACUUCUUGGACACUUUGCAAACUAAUUUUACUGCUAAAAAGACCCUCUUUAAAACCUUUUAAUACAAUGACAUAUGGACUGUGAAGAAACAUAGUUCUUUAAUCUUUUUAAUUAAUGACUUCCAACACUUGACUCCUACAUGUAAAAUAACUAGAAGAGUGACAAUGACUACCGUCACCCAAAGAACAUUGUCUCCACAAAUUGUAAAUUGUGAAUUCGACUGCAUCUUGGUCCGCUUACUUUUAUAAAAAAAAGGCCUCAACUUUACAAAGAUUUUCAAACCGAGACGAUACGAGAUUACGAAAUUGGCCAAUUAUAUGGAUUAGAAAAGUUUUGGGCAUUCAUGAAAUAUUAUAAGCAUGCUGAAAAACUCUACGUUGAAUCCAAACUACAGGAGUAUGUUUCAAAGUUCAAAAGUAUUGAGGAUUUCAGAGUAGUUGAGCCGCAAAUAAACGAGAUGCUCCAAGGAUUUAGUGGAAAUCUACGAAGCCAAGCUAUGAAAAGGAGAAACAGAAGCGUGUCUGAAAGCGCUGGUGGCGGAGAAGCAUCCCCUACUAGUCGAGUACGACGUUUAUCCGGUGGUUCGAGUACUGUGACACUUUCUACCAAUUCUAGUAAUACUAACAAUCACAAACGGUCAGAUUCCGUAAAUCUGUCGCAGUAUCGAAAUAGGGCAGAAUCUUUUGGUUCGGGUAGAUUGGGUCGUACCAAAAGACGAAACGAUUCUGCAUCUAACAGUCAACGUGAUCUCACCAAGCAGCAACAACCCAGGAGUCGACACAAUUCUGGCUCUUUUACUAGACCCCAAGAAGUAGCUAAAGUUCAGUCAAGAUUAUCCGUUAAAUCUGAGCAACCUAAGCCCAGUGUUUCUAAACCUGAGACAGCGUCAGUCAGUCAAAAAUAAAUAAAUUAUCAAGGGGCCGGAGAACGGCAGAAGGAGAAAAUUAGAUACUAGGGACUGAGGAACUU